ACACGACCCAACCUUCAUCCCGAUCGCCAACGGUCCUUCGCCGAACAAGCGUAAUCGCACGCGCGCGAAAUAAAAAAGAGAGAGGGAAGACAGAGAAAGGAGAGACAGGGAACCUCCCCCGCGUUCUUUCGUUUCUCCGAUCGAUCGCGCCCGAUCAAAUUGUUUCGCGCGAACCGGUGAGAAGAGCCGAUCCCGCAGGAGCAAGAGAAGCCGUGAAGAAGAAGUCGCCACUGUGCCCGACGCCAACUCGACUGGCAAGAGUUUCCACGUUUACACGGAGGAGAGAAAAAAAGACAUAUCACGAUGAUAAAGUUCGCUGUGGUAACGAUGGUAUGCCUCUUGGGGCUGAAGAUGAUCGCCGCCAUGCCAGUGGCCGAUCAUCAUGAGGGCCAUGUGCCGCAACCGGUUGCACCCCUCGAGGAAAAGGCCGCGGCGGAAUCCCUGAAGGCGGCGGAAUCGGGACCCGUGCAGAGCAGCGCACCGGCGGAACCCGUGGCUAGCCAGCCGGUACAGCCGGUGGCUGAGCAACCUGUCGCGGCUGCCGAGCCGGCCGUGAGGAGCGAAUCCGUCAACGAGGAGGCGGCUCAGCAGCCGGCCGAGGUGAAGAAGGACGAGCCGCUGCAGCCGCAGCAGCCGAAAUCAGUGCCCGAGGAGGUUCAAGUGCAGCCCAAGUCCUCCGAGGAACAGCUCGAGGAGAAGGAAGAGCCAAAGGUGUUGGCCACCGCCGAGGCCGAGAAGAAACAAGAACAAGAGACCCUCAAGGAAGCACCGUCCGAGACGAAGGAGUCCGUGCAACCCGCGCCACAGGAGCAACCGGCUGAGGGUUCCCUUCUCCCAGUCGAGAAGAAAGAGGAACAUGUAGCCGUCGAAGGUAAGAGCGCAGAGACGGUCGAACCCGCGGCCGAGAAGCCUGUAGCCAUUGAGAAGCGCGCUGACGACGCCGUCGAGAAGAUCGCUAAGGAAGAGCCUAAGGAGGAGAAGAAGCUGGAGGAGCCGCAGCCGCUGCCAGCCCUGAAGAAGGAAGAGCCCGCGGAGAUUCCCGCGGUCGCCGCCACCGAGGAGAAGAAGGUCGAAGCGAAGGCCGAACAUUCGAAGGACUCCGAGGGCCACUCGCUCGCCCACGCCAAGGUCGAGGAGAAGCCCGACCGCGUGACCCGUGACGCCGAGGAAUCCGCUGCGCCCGCCGCCGCUGCCGUCUCUGCCGCCGCGGAUGCGGCCCCCGUCGCUCAGGAACCCGCGGUCCCGCAGCCGCAGGAGAAAUCCGCGCCUGCCGCCGAGGCCGAGCAGCCCGUAGUGCAAGCAGCCGCGCCGGUCGAGGAGCCGAAACCGGCCGAGAAGAGCGAGAAGGUCGAGAAGAGCGAGCAGCUGGAGGCGGCACCCGCCGAGCAGCCGGCUGUCAAGGUCGAGGAACCGGUCAAAAGCGAGGAGAAGGUAGUCGCCGAGGUGGCUGCCGAGAAGGAGGCCGAGAAGGAGGCGAAGAGCGCCGACUCUCCUGUUCUUCAGCAAGCGGAGGUGGCCAAGGAGCAGCAGCAACCCGUGCAGCUUCAGGAAUCCAGCCAGAUUAAGCGAGACGCGGCGGAGGCGGCCGUGCAGCCUCAGGCCAAAUCGGACCUCCCAGCCGAGGAGCAGCAGCCGGUCCAGCAGCAGCAGCAGCAACAACAGCAGCCGCAGCAACAGCAGGAAGUCGCCAAAGAGGUGAAGGAGCGCUCCAACGACUCCUCCGAGGAGAAGUCCGCCGAGGACAGCAAGGAGAUCAAGAGCAGCGAGGAGGACAAGUCUUCCGAGGAGCAGAAGGACGCCAAGCCCAAGCUGGGGGAACUGCUCCCGAAACCCGAGCAGUAAAUUUCGGCGAGGGGAGGUUUUGAUUGAUGAGUAAAACCUCAGCGACGCGGCAGCAACAGCAGCAGCAGCAUCAUCUCGAGGAGGAGAAGGAGAAAGAGGAGGACUGCUCCUCUUAAGGAUCGGGACGAGCUCAGGCAUCCACGUCUCUGGCAUCACCGGGACGCGGGCGCGAGUUCGUCGCGAGACGAACAGGAGCGGAAGCGAGAGAAAGAGUGUGCAUGUGCGCGUAUGUGCGUGUGUAUGUUUGUGAAAGAGCAAGAAUGCGCGAAUGCCAGAGUAUAAAAAAAGCACUCUCAGCGACGAAUCCAGAAAGUGUGAAAGUACCGCACAGUGUGAAUGGGAGAGAGAAAGAGAGAGAGAGAGAGAGAGAGAGAGAGAAAGAAAGAGAAAAAAAUAAAGAGAGAAAGAGGGCGAGAGAGAAAGAGAGAAAGAGAGAGAGCGCGAAAGAGCGAUCCCAUCGACCCCAUCGAUCUUUCUAAAUAUAGGAUAGGGUUGUCCGAUCUUCGACGGCGCACUACGAUCUCCGGUAGCGCAUCUCCGCGGGAGCGCGGGGACUUGUCGCGUGUGUUACCCGGACGCCGGCGACACGGGCGAACGACACCGCGUGUCGAUCGUACUUCCUCGAUACGCGGCGAUUCGACACGCCCGCGAUCCGGCGGACGGCGGACGAAGAACAACACGCGGCCGGUCCGUCACCACGGGAUGCGGCUCGGCCUGGCUCCGAGCGGCGUUCCCGUUCGUCCCGGCGGACAUCGCGAUCUGUCCACGGGGACGAACUCUGCUCCUGCUCCCUCCCUACUACCCGUCCCCCACAACCGAUAUCUUUCAUCCCCUUUAUGAAACUCAUCCUACACCCCCCGUGUCCCAUUCAAGACACGUCACUGCUACACCCGAUAAACUCAUCCCGAUAAACUAUAUAUAGUAAGUAGCUCGACUCUCUCUGUCUUCUUUUUAGAUAUACAUGUGUCAUUAUUAUUAUUAUUAUUACGAUUUAGUACCAGUACCACUAUUAUUAUUAAUAUUAUUAUUUGUAUUAUUGCUAUCAUCAUCGUUAUAAUAAUAAUUAUUAUUAUUACUGUGAAUCCCCGACGGCUUCGUAUUACUAUCAAUCGCCCAUCGAACCCGCAAAUUUCGAAUUUCAUCGUUCAGGAUUUAAUAAUAACAUAUACAGAAGCGCCGAGCAUAAGAAUAUUAUAUAUGCUAAUAUAAAUAAUGAUAUUCUACUUGGUUUUUAAACGGAAAUAUUUUUCAAACGAUAUGAAGCGAGAAUAGACUUCUGAGAUCCGUACGUAAUUUUCUUUCAAUACGUAAUAUUUUCUGACACAUUUACCAAUACAUGUGUAAAAUUUCACGCUGCUCGUCUUUUCAAAGUUCCAGAUUGUAGUCGAUGUACAUCGUUUUCGAGUUGUAGCGUGAAGCGCAGUUUCGCUCGGCGAGCGUUACGAUCGCACGAAGCAGUUGUUGAGAAUUUUCAAGAUGCUCGGAAAACGAAUGCGCUCGGCGAAUAAUCACAUUCGUGAAAAGAAAGGAACGGACGCGGGAGGGGACACGACAGGCAUAUCAUCGCUGCGUGAAUUGCUCGCUGAUAAAAGUAAGCGCAUUUUUGCAGAGGUUCGUGCGAUGGCAUUAGGUAUUAUUGCGAUAAGCCGCGAUUUGUCAGUCGCAACGUCGCGAUUCAGCGUCGCAGAAACGAUCGAGGAUCAACACCGCGGUAGUAAUAAGUUAAACGAGUGACUCACGAAGUAGCACUUUAGCCGUUCCCGGCAGUGUGCACAUAGAGUACGGAGUACGGUUACAUAGAGUACGUACACACGUACGUGCCGUGUCAGAUACGAUAAUCGGGGGCUUCCGCCAGCCCGAUAAACAUCUUCGCACUUCUCUAACACGAAAUAACAAGGCACAACGAGCGCGCACCGGCAGCAAAUUGAGUAAAUGAUAAUACUCCCCCCUUAAUUUACGACCCUUAACCCUUUACCGUGUCCACUUUACCCACAAAUCGUUUACGUUACGCAAUAAGAUCAAAUGAAACGUGCGUCUCGCAGCAUUUCAGAAUCGCAGACGUUUCAUCGAAAAUUCUAUUCCGCUAAGAUACCGGGAUUUAUUUUGCUGUUGUAUAAUACAUUUGCGAAAGAAUUAUUAAUUACAUCUAAUUACGUAUAGAAUUAUUAAUUACAGGAAGCAUUUAUUGAUUAUCUUAGGCAAAUUUUGAUUGAUAGUAUAAAAACAUCUGGCUUUCUUUCAAAUAAAUAAAGAAAUUAUAUUA
This is a messenger RNA of Wasmannia auropunctata (little fire ant), 4105 nucleotides long. RefSeq names its product probable serine/threonine-protein kinase kinX (gene bnb). The transcript is spliced from 3 exons. Bases 304 to 1842 code for a protein of 512 amino acids. The record is from RefSeq and is a predicted model, not a curated record. NCBI's taxonomy places the organism in Eukaryota, Metazoa, Arthropoda, Insecta, Hymenoptera, Formicidae.